AUGGAAGAAGAACAGAACAAGAAGAAAGAAGAAGCAACUGCAUCGGCAGCUGAGGAGGCAAUGGCCAUGAUUUUGCGCCUUCAAAGUGAGAAAAGCUCAACAGAUAUGCAAGCCAAUCAAUACCGCAGGAUGGCCGAGCAGAAGCAGCAAUAUGACCAAGAAGUGAUAGGAUCUCUGCAAUGGAUUGUCAUGAAACACGAGUCCAAUAGGAGUUUGUUGGAAGAUCAAUUGAGGCUUUGUAGGCAAAAGUUGAAGCUAUAUAUGAAGGGAGAUGAAGUGGAUGAACGUGAAGGGAUUGAUGCAAGUAUGAAUCUUCUAAAUUCCUCUACAAAAGAUUGUCUUGAUGAUGUGUUUAUUAGCUCUCUUGAUAUGGAUUCCUUGAUGUUGUAA
This is a messenger RNA of Corylus avellana, 390 nucleotides long. The record is from RefSeq and is a predicted model, not a curated record. NCBI's taxonomy places the organism in Eukaryota, Viridiplantae, Streptophyta, Magnoliopsida, Fagales, Betulaceae.